ACAGAGCUAGACUGCAUGCCCUAAACUGCUGUCUGUGUGGUCAUCGCUAAGAUUUGUAACAGACUCACACAUGCGCGGUGAGACUGCGCAUGCUCACUGUGCGCUCUGUGGUAAACCAGGGAAUGUGUAGCUAGCUUGAGGAGUUUUCAGCUUUAAUAUCCUCGACCCUCGGGUGCGUGGUAUAGGCAAGGAGCCAUUUCUACCCAAUUCUUAAUUGUAAUUGAAAAUGUCCGUGUUCUCGGAGCCUGCUUUGGAGAAGAAAUUAUCAGAACUGAGUAACUCCCAGCAGAGCGUGCAGACCCUUUCACUGUGGCUCAUCCACCACAGAAAACACUCCAAAACCAUCGUCAAAGUCUGGUAUAACGAGCUGAAGAAAGCCCAGGUGUCCCGUAAGCUGACUUUCCUGUAUCUUGCUAAUGAUGUCAUACAGAAUAGCAAGAGGAAAGGACCAGAGUUCACUCAAGAGUUUUCCCCAGUUAUUGUUGAUGCUUUCAAACAUGUCUCCAGUGAAGGAGACGAGAGCUGUCAUAAACAGUUAGGUAGAGUUCUGUCCAUCUGGCAGGAAAGAGCUGUCUAUGAGAAUGGCAUACUGGACAAACUCUCUGAUGUCCUACAGGUAGAAAAGAAGGCCAAGAAAAGGCCUUAUGAGGAGAUUAAGGUGAACGAUGAUGACUUCGCCUCCCAAAGCUCCCCUGCUGAACCUCCACAGACUGCUGAUCUGAUCCGAGCACUACAGGAGCUUGAGAACGCAGCCUCCAGCGAUGCAGCUCUCCGCCAGAGGAUCUCUGCUCUACCCCCAGAGGUGCAGGACACCACCCUAUUGCACAAAGUUACAGAUAAAGAGUCAGGGGGGCGUCUUUCUCGGUUGGUGGAAGAGGCCUGCAUGCUUCUAGCUGACUACAGUGGGCGGCUGGCAGCAGAGAUUGAUGAUCGGCGGCAACUCACACGCACUCUUGCUGUCUUUUUGCAGAGUCAGAGAGACGGCCUGGCCCAGAACGAGCAGAAACUAGAAGAAUACAAGCGCAAACUGGCCCGGGUGUCCCAGGUGGCCAUGUCCGCCUGCCCUCCUCUGGUGAUCUUUACAGCCCCUCUGAUUGAGCUGGACUCUCACCCCAUCACCACUCUCCUGGUCCUCUGGCUGGACUAUUUGGAGGCUGGAGUGAUUCUAAAAGAUACAAUUGUCGUGAUUUGUAGAAGAAAAACACAUCAUAGUUUGAUCAGAAACUGUUUGCACACGGUUCGCAGUCACAAGGCUUCAAAUAGAGCGCUUUUGCACUGAGCCUCAAAUAUCAGCACUUUACCUCCUGGGGAUGCUGCUAGCACUGACGAGACGAAUUUAACGCCCGUAUUUAUUAAGCUAUUUAUUAUUAUCGUUAUUUUAGCAUUUUCAAUAGGUGAGAUGAAAGAUGGUAAGCACUGUCACGAUAAUAGCCGUACCCUGGAGGACCGAGAGCGUGAAAAAAAGCUUGCCAAGAAACGCCUGUACAUUGUUUCAGCAGUGUGUCUGGUCUUCAUGGUGGGCGAGAUCUUAGGUGGGUAUUUUGCUGGAAGUCUGGCAGUGAUGACAGAUGCCGCCCACCUGCUUGUGGACCUCACCAGCUUCAUCAUCAGUUUGUGCUCGCUGUGGCUGUCAUCCAGACCUGCUACAAUCACUCUCAAUUACGGCUGGCAUCGAGCAGAAAUCUUGGGUGCUCUGCUGUCUGUUUUCACCAUUUGGCUGGUGACUGGUGUGCUAGUGUAUCUAGCAGUGGAACGGCUCAUUGAUGAUGACUUCACUAUUGAGGGCACAGUCAUGCUGAUCACCUCUGGCUGUGCUGUACUGGCCAACAUCAUAAUGGCCUUCACUCUGCAUCAGUCGGAUCAUGGCCAUAGUCACGGUGGUCUGAGCUACGGCCACAGUCACGACCAUGGGAAGGAAAACAGCCACAGUCAUUCUAACGCUAACCAUUGUGACGUAGAGGAGAAUGGGUCUGGUAAUACACAACAAGUUAAUGCUAGCGUCAGGGCAGCAUUCGUCCAUGUGAUUGGAGACCUUCUACAGAGUGUCAGUGUGCUUGUCAGCGCGCUCAUCAUCUUUUUUAAGCCUGAAUAUAAAAUUGCAGAUCCCAUCUGCACCUUCCUGUUUUCUCUAUUUGUCCUGGGCACCACAUUCACUAUCAUGAGGGACAUAAUUAUUGUCCUAAUGGAAGGUACGCCAGCUGGUGUGAACUAUAAUGAGGUGAGAGAACGACUGCUCAGAGUCAAAGGUGUCAAAGCUGUGCACAACCUUCACAUCUGGGCCCUGACAAUGAACCAGGCUGUGCUCUCCGCUCAUGUGGCUAUAGAUGAUACUGUAGAGCCACAGGCGGUGUUGAGAGAAAUGACCCAGGCCUGUUUCACAACAUACAGUUUCCAUUCAGUAACCAUUCAACUGGAGCAUCAGGCGGACCAGAGGGCUGAUUGCAGCCUCUGCCAAGACCCCACAAAGUGAAACAUUCAGAGACUUUACAUUAAAGAACGACCCUGGUCCAAAGGGACAAAAGAUCAAUGAAAGAGAUCAUUGAGGAUUAUUGUGGUGUUCAUAUUUUAUAGCUGACAUAUUUUCACAAGUUUUAGUUUUUUGGACUUUGGACACCUCUGUCUCUGUUUUGUCACUAAUUUGAUUUAAAGGGAUAGUCACCCAAAAAAUGAAAAUUCUGCCAUUU
Molecule: messenger RNA, 2684 nt
Organism: Sinocyclocheilus rhinocerous
Lineage: Eukaryota; Metazoa; Chordata; Actinopteri; Cypriniformes; Cyprinidae
Gene: slc30a8
Product: solute carrier family 30 member 8
Biological process (GO): response to glucose; response to zinc ion; zinc ion transmembrane transport
Cellular component (GO): plasma membrane
Molecular function (GO): zinc ion transmembrane transporter activity
Source: RefSeq, a predicted model, not a curated record